Linum tenue is the source of this 1358-nucleotide messenger RNA. Lineage: Eukaryota; Viridiplantae; Streptophyta; Magnoliopsida; Malpighiales; Linaceae. The record is from the annotation of a GenBank genome assembly.
CACUCACUCAACACCCAAACCAAAAAAAAAAAAAAAAAAAAACACCAACAAAUAAUAAUGACACCACCUCCACCGCCGCCGCAGCUCCUCUCCGCCGCAGCCAUCUUCUUCAUUCUCGCGGCCUCCACCUGCUUCCCGCCCUCGGCCGCCGCGAAGCCGAACAACGGCGCGGGGAUAAAAGGGGCGUUCGUGUUCGGUUCGUCGCUGGUGGACAAUGGCAACAACAAUUUCCUCGCCAAGGCGCUGGCCAAGUCCAAUUACCCGCCGUACGGCAUCGACUUCCCCGGCGGCGUGCCCACCGGCCGGUACACCAACGGCAAGAACGUCGUCGAUUUCAUCACCGACCAGCUCGGCAUCCCCCCGCUCCCGCCGUCACGCGACCCUUCCACCGCCGGCGCCGGCGUCGCCCGCGGCGUCGACUUCGCCUCCGGCGGGUCGGGGAUCCUCGACGAAACCGGCGCCAUCACGGGCCAAGUGAUCAGUUUGAAUGAACAGAUCAAAGACUUUGAAACUUCAACGCUGCCAGAACUGGAGAAGCUGUUGAAUUGCCAGAGGGAAGAGUUACUGCCUGAUUACCUGUUUGUGGUUGGCACAGGUGGCAACGAUUACACUCUUAAUUACUUCCUUAAUCUCACUAAUCCCCGUCCAGAUCUGGAAGCCUUCACUUCCAAUCUCAUCUCCUCACUAUCAGCCAAGCUCCUGCAUCUGCGGGGAUUAGGAGCUCGAAAGUUCGCUCUAAUGGCGAUCUACCCGCUCGGCUGCACCCCUUCCGCGAGGCAGAGGAGCCCCGGCACCACCGGAUGCAUCGCUCCGCUGAACUUCGCGGCUCAGCUCUUCAAUACCAAGCUCAAGUCUAUGGUUGACACCCUGAAUCAACAGCAACCUGAUUCUAAGUUCGUCAUGAUCAACGCCUAUGGGAUUAUCGACCAGAUUCUCAACAAACCGGUCUUAGCAGGAUUUAGUGACACAGUCAAUCCAUGUUGCGAAGCAACGACAAUCUUAUGCAAUAGAGGUGGAGCUGCUUGCGAUAACAGGAGAGCGUACGUGUUCUUCGACGGUCUCCAUACGACAGACGCAGUGAACCUCCAGAUAGCGACUAGGGCAUAUGGUUCCACUUGCAAGGAUGAUGUCUACCCGAUCAAUAUCGGGCAACUGGCGAUGCUCUAGGACGACUACUCUGGCAGACUAAGAAGUUUAGCUUCCUCUAAUUCCACUGUUACAAACUAAAAUGAUAAUGUUCCCUUCUGAUGCUCACUACCUGAUAGCUGAUGAAUAAAAAUAACUUGAAGAACGAACUGAAUUAAGUUAAGGAGGAGCUGAAUAGAAUCAAACAAGAAAACUGAAAGCUUGAGAUUAAG